ACUCUCUCACAGUUUUAUGAGUUACUGGGCCACUGUUAGCAUUGAUUUCUGAGAGCCAAAUACAUUUAGUUCAAUAAAACCUUGUAAUCCAAGCCAAGACUGAGACGAGCGGUUCAUCUCUUGUGCUUAGAACUCUUAUGGUCUCUGCGCUUGUCCCAACGUCGGACGUUAGAUGCGUAGUUGUCAUGGCAACCACCUCCGUGUACGGAAGAGCUGCAGGUUUUCCAUGAUCAUGGUGUUGUAGUUCCUGUUUUAUGCAGUUCGCUUAUAUUUGCUUUGGAGUUAGUCAAAAUGAUGAACAUGUUGGGAGAUCGCACAUGCAUGGACAGCUUGAGGAAGGACAUCACUGACCUGCAGGGUACCCUGGUAGAUGUGUUCUCAAGAGUUGGGGCAGUCCGGUACCCUUCGUGGAAAUUUCCAGAUAAAACAUCCUGUGACCUGGACCUAGUGCAGUUGUUAGAGACAUAUGACUAUGUUGAAGAUGAACAUGAGUUCACACAGCUAUCACAUGUUGUUCUACUUGAGCUGGUCAUCGACAGGUUGCUGCUCCUUCUUCAGAGUUUCAGCACAUACACAGACCUAAUAAGUAGUGAGAAAGACCUCCCCCCUGCACGUGACCAGGGAUCUUCUAUGUCCAUUGGCCUGGCAGUCCGCAAGUCCUGGACCAGCAUGCUGAAACUGGGAUCUGCUUACCAACAAUCAAAGUCUGAUAAGAAAAUAAAUACAUCAAAAGAAAAGGAGACAUCAAAGGAAACAUCUAGACGCGUGUCUUCAUCCAGAUGCCAAUCUACCCCCACUUCUCAAAACAGAAUUGAGACCCCCGCUUUGAGAGGAUCCCAAAACUGCAUUGCUUGGGAUACUCGCACAAUAGGCUGCCAGACCAUGGAGUCUUCCCUAGUGCCAUGCGAUGCAUGUGACAUAGCUCAAAGCAGUCUACGAGAAGUCAGUGAUGCCAUAAUUAACGUAUGCAAAGAUCAAAACCUGCCCUGUUCCCUCUCCAAAAUUAAAGAAAGACUCAACCCAAUGGGUAUUCUGUCACCUAAUGAGAUGCGUUACUGGGCAAGUGAAGAAAGUAAGGACAUGGCACGUAUAAGCAAACACCUGUCUGAGCUCAAACAGGUGAUCCUUCCAUUGCAGGAUCAGCUGCAAGCUGCCAGUGUAGAAAAAGAUAAGCUGCAGCAAAAUAUAGAGAGUGAAAAGAAGCAGAUACAAGCCCACCGAGAGGAGAUGCAGAGACAGCUAAAAGAGAAUGAGAGGCAUAUGCAGGAAAAAGAGCACCAGCGCAAGGAAGACAUGAAUAAAAUGGAGAAGGAUAAGGAAGAGCUGAGGAAAGGAGCUGCAGUUCUUGGAGAGCGAGUUUCCAUUCUUAAAGAAGAGCUGAAAUCCCAGCACAGCAUUAUCCGAGACCUGGAAUUGGCAAAAGAGCAACUUGUGUGUGAGAUGCAGAGCAUGGUGAAUAAAGAGAAAGUGACAGAGCUGGAGCAUAAAGUGAACGAAUUGAGAAGUCAUCUUGAUACAACAAUGCAGCUCCUAAAAGAUUCAGAGGAGCAUGUGUCCAAAGAGAGAGCUCGCAUAGAAAGUCUAGAAAACCAUAAAGAGUCUUUGCAGGUGAAGCAGAAAUCACUACUACAGCAGCUAGACCGAUUAGCCCAACAAUGCGAAGACUUGCAGGGCAGCCUGGGAGAUGCAGAGGAGGAGAAAACAAGCUUGGAGGAGCAAAUGGAAAAACUGGAGAAUGAGAAGGAAAACCUAAAGUGCCAACUUGAAGAGAAGCAGGAGGUAGUGAAACAGCUCCAGCAACAGAAACAGAGACUGGAGAAGUCCAUUUCUGGCACGGAGAGCAAACUGAGAGAACUGGAAGUUGAUCUCCAAGAGCAAAGAGAAAAGGCCAGAUUACUGGUAUCUUAUCCUGACUUAAACACCCCCCCAGUGUUUGAAAGCACUGGUGAUAUAGCAGAAGAUAUGGAUAAACAGCUCCAAGCCAAUAGUAUCCGCAUCAACAUUUUAGAGGAGGAGAAUUCUAGACUAAGAGCCAAUCUGUUCAAGCUUAAAGAAAAGGAUCAGCUGGGCCAGCUUAGGCUGGUUCCCCAAACUCAGCUCUGGAACCCCCCUCAAACCCCAAAAACAGUAAGCCCAGAAUCUCAGCAUUUACAAAGCAGCACAAAGUCAACCACUCCCCAAAUGAUCUCAGUGGCCUUAGACCAAAACACAUCCCAUUCCACUUCUAAUGGUCACAAGAGGAAAGAGUCUCCUGGAAGUGCAAACCAGGCACUAAGCUUUGUGACAUUCCCAUCUGAGAUGUCUCCCAUCGCAGCUUAUGGUCGUGUGAAGCAAGUGAAGGGGAGAAAUCGGACUUUUAGUUCAGACCGCAAAUAACUAGCGAGCUGUAAAUCGAAUAAAUAACAGUUUAUUUAUUUUGUAAUAAGAUUCAAUCCCACAUGCCAUCCAUACUGUCUGCUGCUGGUUUACUGCAUUAAUCUAUAGUGUAUGCAGGAAAUAGAUUCCAAAGUUUAUUGAUUAGUUUAGUCUCUACUGAAGGAGAUCAUUCAAAUUCCAGAGAGCAAUGACAAGGGAUGGACUAAUUUUAAUUAGACUUAGAAGAAAACUAGCAAUUUAAUUGUUGAAAAGUAAACAAAACAUUUUUUUAAUUUCUUUAUGACCUGCAAUAAUACAGAUAAAUUAUUUAUCCAGGCCAUUAAACAGUUGAAUGGAUGUAUGUUUGCACUUAGCAUUAUUAAUAUUUAUACUCCACGAGCUAGCAGUGUGUUCUGGAAGUACCAGCAUGUCUUCCUUUUUUUUUCCUUUCUGUCUUUCAGUUUUUUAUUGUUUAUCUCCUCCUCCAGAUGUAUCCCGUUCUCUCUCACUACUACUAAAAUCUGCAAUAAAGUUUUGAAUUU
Messenger RNA from Pelobates fuscus (common spadefoot toad), 2897 nucleotides. It is a transcript of the gene CCDC157, whose product is annotated as coiled-coil domain containing 157. Lineage: Eukaryota; Metazoa; Chordata; Amphibia; Anura; Pelobatidae. The record is from RefSeq and is a predicted model, not a curated record. The coding region runs from base 292 to 2376 and encodes 694 amino acids. The transcript has 11 exons.